Molecule: messenger RNA, 3476 nt
Organism: Candoia aspera
Lineage: Eukaryota; Metazoa; Chordata; Lepidosauria; Squamata; Candoiidae
Product: active breakpoint cluster region-related protein-like
Exons: 24
Coding region: 168-2615 (815 amino acids)
Biological process (GO): positive regulation of GTPase activity; signal transduction
Cellular component (GO): membrane
Molecular function (GO): GTPase activator activity; guanyl-nucleotide exchange factor activity
Source: RefSeq, a predicted model, not a curated record
CGCCGCCGCCGCCGCCGCCGCCCCGCGCCCGGCGCAGCAGCAGCGCCGGCAGCUCGGACGGCUCGGAGCGCGAGGAUGCCUCGUCCGCAGACUUCAACUACGGCACGGAGGAAUACGAUGCCGAGGGCAACCAGGAAGUCAGAGUUCGGCCCGGCAGCUCUGAGACUAUGCCGUACAUUGACGAGUCGCCCACCAUGUCCCCCCAGCUCGGUGCCCGCAAUCCGGAGGGCGACAACGUGGGAGGGACCUCCCACGGCGUCUCCCCCACCCCCGCAGAUGGACUGGGCACGGUGGGCGAACAAGAUGCUGGAAAAGGCGUGGACAUGCGGAGGCUGGUCCUCAAGGACUUCUUGGCCAGCGAGGAGAUGUACAUAAACCAGCUCGAGGCGCUGCUGUUGCCGAUGAAGCCGCUGAGGGCCACAGCCACCACCUCCCAGCCCGUCCUCACCAUCCAGCAGAUAGAGACCAUUUUCUACAAAAUCCAGGACAUUUACGAGAUCCACAAGGACGUCUACGACAGCCUCUGGCCUCACGUGCACAACUGGGACAGUGAGGUGGUCCUCGGGCACCUCUUCCAGAAGCUGGCUACCCAGCUGGGGGUUUACAAGGCCUUUGUGGACAACUAUAAAAUUGCACUGGAGACAGCUGAAAAAUGUAGCCAAAAUAACAAACAGUUCCAGAAAAUAUCAGAGGAGCUGAAAGUGAAGGGGACCCACAGUUUUGUCACCAUGGAAGCGUUGCUGUAUAAACCUAUAAAUCGUGUUGCUCGAAGCACCAAUGUGUUACACGAUCUGCUGAAGCACACCCCCUUAGACCACCCCGACUACCCGCUGCUCCAGGACGCCCUUCGGAUUUCCCAGAAUUUCCUCUCCAGCAUCAAUGAGGACAUCGACCCCCGCAGGACGGCUGUCACCACGCCCAAAGGAGAGAGCCGUCAGCUGGUCAAAGAUGGCUUCUUGGUGGAGGUUGCCGAGGGUUCUCGCAAGCUGCGCCACGUUUUCCUCUUUACGGAUGUGCUGCUCUGCGCCAAGUUGAAGAAAACGGGAGUCGGAAAACACCAACAGUAUGAGUGCAAGUGGUACAUCCCUUUGGCCGAGCUGGUCUUCCCGUCGCUGGGAGAGUCAGACCUGUGUCCGCACGUCCAGGCCAUGCCUGACCACGACCUGGAAGACAUGAAAAUCAAGAUUUCCUCAAUGAAGAGCGAAGUGCAGAAGGAGAAGGCUAACAAAGGCCAGAGCCGAGCCAUGGAGCGCCUCAAGAAAAAGAUGUUUGACAACGAAUUCUGGCUGCUACUCAACAUACCGUCCAUCCCCUUGCGGAUCCACAACCGCAACGGCAAGAGCUACCUGUUCCUCCUGUCCUCGGACUACGAGCGGUCGGAGUGGAGGGAGGCAAUCCAGAAGCUGCAGAAGAAGGAUCUCCAGACCUUUGUGCUGAGUUCUGUGGAGCUGCAGUUUCUGAUGGGAUCCUGUUUCAAGCUACGGACCGUCCACAACAUCCCCCUCACCAGCAACCCGGACGAUGAUCAACCUCCAGGAAUGUGUGGUUUCUUGCAUGUGAUUGUCCACUCGGUCAAGGGCUUCAAGCAAUCUGCCAACCUCUACUGCACACUCGAAGUGGACUCCUUCGGGUACUUCGUUAGCAAAGCCAAAACACGAGUUUUCCGGGACACGACCGAGCCACAGUGGAACGAGGAAUUUGAGAUUGAGCUGGAGGGCUCCCAGUACCUGCGCAUCCUCUGCUACGAGAAAUGUUACGACAAGACCAAGCUGAACAAGGACAACAAUGAAAUUGUGGACAGGAUCGUGGGCAAGUGGCAAGUCCAGCUGGACCCCCAGACGGUGCAGACCAAGAACUGGCAUGUGGAUGUGAUCGAGAUGAAUGGGGUCAAAGUAGAAUUUUCUAUGAAAUUCACCAGCCGGGACAUGAGCCUCAAAAGAACCCCUUCCAAAAAGCAAACAGGGGUCUUUGGAGUCAAAAUCAGCGUGGUCACCAAGCGCGAGCGCUCCAAAAUACCAUACGUCGUGCGCCAGUGUGUGGAGGAGGUCGAGAAACGGGGCAUUGACGAAGUUGGCAUCUACCGGAUCUCAGGGGUGGCCACCGACAUCCAGGCCCUGAAAGCUGCCUUUGAUUCCAACAGCAAAGAUAUCCUGGUGAUGCUGAGCGACAUGGAUAUCAACGCCAUCGCAGGGACCCUGAAGCUGUACUUCCGCGAGCUUCCUGAACCCCUCCUUACAGACCGGCUUUAUACCACUUUUAUGCAAGGCAUCGCGCUUUCGGACCCCUCCGCCAAGGAAAACUGCAUGCUGCAUCUCCUGCGUUCCCUCCCAGAUCCCAAUCUCAUCACAUUUCUCUUUCUGCUAGAACACUUGAAACGGGUUGCUGAGAAGGAGCCUGUCAACAAAAUGUCCCUACACAACCUGGCUACUGUGUUUGGCCCGACGUUGUUGAGACCUUCUGAAGCGGAGGGCAAAGGGCACCUCAGCUUGGCGUCGGACAUCUGGUCCCACGAUGUUAUGGCCCAGGUCCAGGUGCUGCUGUACUAUUUGCAGCAUCCGCCCAUUUCCUUCGCCGAGCUCAAACACAACGCUCCCUACUUAUCCACGGAUGUGUAGCCUGCGCUCCGCAGCCGAACCGCCGCCUGCGUUUUCUAAGCAGAAGAGCACCGGGCAGACGCAGCCUCUGGACGCUGAACCUGCUGAGGGCUUUGGGCUCUUCUGGGGCAAAAUCUGCCUGCACACCCCCCGGACUGUUUUGUACAACUUUUUUCCUAUCCCCCGACUAGUCCAGCUCUUUUUCUGCACAGCAGCCCCACCGUUCUCCACGUUUACACGUGCAGGAGUCAUCCUUACGCACGUCCAUUGGGCCGCCGAAAGGAAGUGAGCGAUGGACAAAGAUUGGGGCCCAGCCUUGACUGGACUCCCAUGCUGGUCCAGAAAGUUGUCAUCUUCUGGGUUCCACAGAGUGCUAGAGCAGCCAAGUCCCUCCCGCCCCCACCUGUCUUGCUCCCCUGCGGUCUGCAGCCAUGCUUAUUCCUUUUGCUCCGUCCCUGGCAGUUGCAUGUAUGGUACGAGCUUGGAUUUUCCUUCUUCAGAAGCUUCAACACUCCCCUUCUCUCUUUUCACUUCUCCUUCCCCUUCCUCUCCGUUUUCUUGGCUGGCGGAUCCAGGGACUGAUCUCGGCGUUCCCUUCCUCCGUCAGGCCAAGUUGGAAGGAGUCGGGGGGUGCUCAAGGAGGCCUAGUCUGGCUCUGGUUUCUGUCCCGGGUUAUUUUUAUUUUGGGGUGCUUUGUCCUGCAGUCCUUACCUGUCGGCUUUGUCGCUGUGCAUGGCGCAGCUGGGACUCCACGCUUUACCCCCAACCUCAUACUGUAAGGUACUCUUAACGGCAGCAGAAUGAAGAGGUGGUGGCUUUGUUUCCUAGCCUUAGACAUGCUGGGUGUGGUGUGUGUGACGUGUGUGUGGGUGUGUGUGUGUG